AUGCUUGCCAAUCGUAUUUCGUAUUGUAUGAACCUUGAGGGGGCUUCGAUGACAAUUGACACGGCCACGUCUUCGGGUAUCGUUGCAUUUUGCACUGCUGUGAGUCAUAUAGAAUCUGGAAGGAUGAUAUGCGCCCUUGCUGGCUCAUCUCAAUUGAUCAUUGCUCCCGAGGUCACAGUAGCUUUGUGCAAUCUGGGAAUGCUCUCGCGAAAGGGCCGCUGCCGCCCUUUUGACGAGGCUUCCGAUGGUUUCAUUAGAUCCGAGGGAGUCGUGGUUUUUUCGCUGGUCAGGGAAGAUUAUGUCGCGGACUAUGUUGACACUUCGCUUGUGAGACCACUCGCAUAUGUUCGUGGGCAUGCAAUUGUUCACAGUGGGAGGGCUUUUUCCACCACAGCACCCAGCGAAAGUGCUGAGCGCCGUGUCAUGGAAGGAGCUCUAACCAAGGCAAGCAUGUCUGCCGAAGAUAUUGACUACAUCGAAGCCCACGGUACUGGAACAAGAAUGGGCGACGCAGUGGAACUUCAAAGCCUCGCGGCUGUCUUUGGAGGCUCUCACGAAUCUGAAAGGCCUCUCCUUGUGGGUUCGAUCAAAGGAAACAUCGGACAUUGCGAAGGCGCAUCAGGUGGUGCAGGAAUUUGUAAGGCUAUUCUUGUGCUCAUCAACCGCUGUGUCCCAGGCACCCUUCAUUUCAAUCGCCUCAGCAGCUUAGUAGAUAGAAUUCCGCGAUACUUUUCCAUCCCUCGUGCACCAACCAAAUUUUCUGUGCCUGAACGGCCGCUUGUCGUGGGUAUUAGCUCAUUUGGAGUUGGUGGCUGCAACGGACACGUUAUUUUAGAAGGCCCACCAACAGGCCAGCACGACUUUAGGACACAGCUGAAUGACAAGUGUUACUGGAAGAAAAGCCGCUUUCCCUGGUCGCACCUAAUUAGCGUGCCAGCAGGCAGUAGCGACGGGGUAUCUCCUGUCGAGCUCAUAACACCGGAGGGCUGCAUUGCAACACCUUCUUCGUCCUUCUGCGGCACAAACUUCAGUGUUGCCGCGUCAUCUGUCGACCAGGAUGCUGGCCGUGGUGGUUCUGUAGUGUUCACUGACAUACCCAUUCUAGGACCUGGGAGUGGGAUAAACAGCACGAGGGCCAAAGACGCCCUUCAUGACAACUCAUUGAGUCUGAUGAAUGGCUGCGAUGGAAUGAUGCAAGCGGAACAAGCGGAUCUCGGCGCUGUUUCGUCAAGCUUCGAAGAUGUGGACGUGCUCCCUGACUCCGGCUCACGAUCUCAGGGAAUUUCCCCGGUUCCUGAAGUAGACAAUGUUUCACAGCAGUCCCUAACACCACCAGCACCGUCCAUAUCUCGUGAACAGAUCAGGGCAGCAGUUCACGAAGCCCUGAAAGUAGCCCUGGAUCGCGAUGAACCUUUACAAGAGAACACACCGUUUGUGGAAGCAGGAGUAGACUCGAUGGCAUCUAUUGGAGUUAGGGAGAGCCUUUCAAAAAAGCUACAUAUGCAGCUUCCAGCAACCAUUUUAUAUGACCAUCCAUGCAUAGCUCAGCUGGUUCCGUACCUCCAAGAGAUCUCUUCGGCAGCGCAUGAAACGGAUUUGAACCAGAAGAUGCUACCUAGACUUGGGCGUGGUUCUGAGACAAGCGCGGUUGCAGUCACUGCAUUAGCUUUCAGGCUUCCACCAGGGGCUCAGUCCGAGGCAGAUCUUUGGGGUGCUCUUGAAGGUGGUCAUGACUGCAUUAAGCACAUCCCCCUUACACGUUUCGAUCCUUGGAAGUACAAGGACACUUCUUCAGGCUCACUAAAUAAGCUUUAUGUCAACGAUGCUGGAAUAUAUCCUUAUAUGGCCUUAUUUGAUAACGCACUUUUCAAUAUAUCUAUCGCCGAGGCUCAGCUAAUGGAUCCUCAUCAACGCGUCUUGCUGGAAGUUUGCCAUGAGGCAGUUUCAAGUACUACACAGCGAACAAACCAACUGGAUGUAGCUAUUGUCGUAGGCUGCUGCAACAAUGACUGGGUGCGUGAGGCGUGCACCUCGACGCAGGAAGCGAAGAGCUUGAGUGGGACUGGUGGAGCUGCAUCAAUAGUUUCAAACCGGCUAUCUUAUGUGUUCAAUCUACACGGACCAAGCAUGACCAUUGAUACUGCUUGCUCUUCUUCCCUUGUAGCACUGGAUGUGGCAAAGCAGUUUCUCAACGACAACAGGUGCAGCUCAGCGAUUGCAGCAGGAGUUCAUGUCUUGAUCAAUCACUACGUCUUUGAACAGUACUGUAAGGCUAACAUGCUCAGCAUUGAUGGAAGAUGCAAAACCUUCGACGCCUCUGCCAACGGCUAUGUCCGCAGUGAGGGAUGUGGUGCACUCCUCCUGCAGACGCUUCAACGCGAGUCUACAAAACCACACACUGUCUACGCCUGGAUUCGGGGUACUGCCAAUAACCACGUAGGCAGAAGCGCAAGUCUCACUGCGCCCAACGGCCCUGCUCAACAAGCAGUCAUUCGAGCAGCUCUUCACAAUGCCCAAGUAAAAUCGCCUGCAGAUGUGUCGGUGUUGGAGGCACAUGGUACUGGGACGUCUCUGGGAGAUCCUAUCGAAAUUGGAGCGAUCCGCGCAGUCUACUGCAAUGGCUUUGCAGACAGUCCCCCACUGAUAGUGGGCGCCUUGAAAUCGCUCAUGGGGCAUUCUGAAGGGGCCGCAGGCAUCGCGGGACUCAUCAAGCUAAUUCUGGUCCUGCAACACAGAAUGGCUACUCCAAAUCUGCAUCUAAACAUGCUAAACCCACACAUUGACGUGACUAGAAGCGACAAGUACAGAGGCCUCAUGUUUCCGAGCAAGUGUGUUCCCCUCGAUGGCCUGUUUGGGAUUCACGAGUCGCAGCCACUGCUGGGUGCGGUGAGUUCGUUCGGAUUUGGAGGUUCCAAUGCUCACGCAAUUGUUGAGGUGGCCCCCACGUUCAAGUCGACCUGGGCGGCAACUGGGGAGCCAGCCAACGCCACUUCGGGAAAACGCUGUGCCAGUACUGUGUGGCUAUUUACUGGACAAGGAUCGCAAUACCUGGAUAUGGCAUGUGCUUACUUCAACCAUAGUGCUGUAUUCAGAAACACAAUUUCCGAAUGCACCGCGUGUUUGAAGGAAAUGCACUGGUUCCCAGAAAGAGGCCCUCAAAGUAUUGAAGACAUGAUAUAUGGCGCAGGAGCGCAACCCGACAGGAAGGCAAUGGAGGAACUCUUAAGCCAAACGCAAUACUCACAAGUUGCUAUCGUCGCCGUUGAGCUAGGUUUGAGUCACGUGCUUCUGGACCGCGGGAUGAAGCCCGACGUUGUGAUUGGCCACAGCUUGGGUGAAUACGCGGCGGCCGCUGUUGCUGGCGUGAUGGGAUGGAAGGAUGCCUUGCGUCUUGUUGCAAGGCGCGCAUCGCUGCUGGCGGCCCAGCCCAGCAAUGACGGAAUCAUGGUAGCUUGCCGGCUGCCAGCUGACAAAGUCCAAACUGCCCUCUCCGGCGACCUUCAACACUUGCACGCAGUCGCCCUUGCAGGGGACAAUGCUCCACAAAGCGUGACGAUUGCAGGAGCGAGGGAUGAAGUGGACACGCUGCUUCGGCACCUUGGUGCUUCUGCUGCUGCCAGGCGCCUCCCAGUAUCCCACGCUUUCCACUCUCCGCUCAUGGCGGGUGCUGUUGCGGAGAUGGAAGCAAUUGUCAGCACAGUAAACCUACAGCCGGCGAGCAUACCCAUUGCUUCGACGGUUCGUGGGCGAAUGCUUGACCCAUCAGAGCCUCAAGAUCCACAUUAUUGGGGCGGGCAGCUUACGCUGCCUGUCAGGUUUAGGGAAGCUGUUAUGGCCGCGGUUGAGUCAUGCGGUUUGGAUCACAUUAUCUUUGUAGAGGUAGGGCCCCAGCGAACUCUCAUUAAUUUGGCUGCACAGACAAUUGGUAAGCAUGAGGGCCACACGGUGGAGAUGUUCAACAUGGUUGAAAGGGGCGAAGCAGCCGAUGAAGAAACACUAAUGGAGAGACUUCAGGAGUGCCAGCGCAUAUGCAGGGGCGACGACGAUUCCAUCUCCACGCACAAGUGGAACCACCAGUCUUUUGAAUGGAGGAAGAUAUCUCACCCACUCAUCGACAGCGACACUGCAGAUCUCAGUACUGAGCCAGAAAAUGGCGUCGCAAUUUGUGAAGCAAGCGUGCGCAACGGCACGCUGCGCGUUCUGAGGGACCAUCUUGUAUGGGGUAUACCCAUUCUUCCAGGCGUUGGCUUCAUCGACGCAAUGCUAGGUGCUGCUUUAGCUCGACAUGGCUGCACAUUUGGGGAGGCCUGCAUCGAGCUGCAAAACGUAGCCAUUCUCAAGCCGAUGAUUUUGUACGAAGGCCCUGAAACAUGGGGAACCCGUAUCGCUCAUUGUCCAACCAGCCGGAGCGGUGUUCAUCUGAAGCUACGGCUAGAAGAGGCAGAAGAAUGCACGUACGCUACCCUUUCCUCACACCACGCUGGAGGCAUCGCAGCUGAUACAGCUCUCUCUGCUGAGGUUACUCAUGCUGAAGGCUGGAUUUCGGUGAUGGAAGAUGCAAGUUCUGUGAAGCCACCGCCACUGGAUGUCGAGGGGAGCACUAAACGCCUGACUGAAAACAUGACUCUGCAUUACGGUGCUGCUGAAGCCUACGAAGAACUUCGGCGGCGUGGACUAGAAUACGGACCAUGCUUUCAAACUAUUAAGGACAUGUUGAUUGCAGACACUUCUGCACUUGUAAAGCUGCAGUUCCACCACGAAGUCGCUGAUUUCGAACGUAGCUUCAUUUUGCAUCCAUCAAUCUUCGAUGGAUGUGUGCAGGCCGCAGCACUUCUUGCAUUCAGCGUGCAUAGCUGCGCAACAGCCCUUGUGCCUGUUAGAGCCUCCGCAGUGCGAGUGUGGAAUAGUACGUGUGCAUUGAAUAACUGCUACUGGGCAGAAAUAAGCAUGAAAACUGGUGGUAAGGACGCAACGACAGAGUCCGAUGGUGCUCUCGUUUCCAUCACUUUGUUUGAUGACAGCGCCAAUUCGAUUGCACAGAUUGGUACCAUGUGCUUGCAGCCAGUAGUGUCGAAUCAGAUCUUUCCUGCGGAGAGGGACCUUGGACGUGGGCUAUUGUGGGGCGAGAAUUGGAUCGAAAGAAAGGCAUGGCAGACAUAUUCGAAGCCUGCUACGCAGAGGCGGGCAAUGCAUUGGCUUGUGCACGGAGUAGGGACUGAGGAUUCUAGCCCAUCGGUUCAAACAGUGGAUUCAAGCACCACUAUUGAGCUGCACUACGCCUCCAAGGCCUUGCGAAACAAGUGGGACAGCGUUAGUUUAGCUGAGUGGGAUGCAGUGGUGCACUUCGGUGGCGCAUGCCGAAGCUGGAGCACUGCAGAAGAAUACAUUGGUGAUGUCGUGGAUUUCCUGCAGAGUAUAGCAGAACAGAUUAAUGGUAGUGGGUCUGAGACCCUACCUCCAGUGGUCGUUGUGGUUGGAGCUGCCUCCGCUGUGCUGCCCGAGGAAGAGGCCGCACACCCAUUGCUUGCAGGAGUUCGAGGUCUAUGCCGGACAGCACGUCUUGAAAUGGAAGCAAUUGCAAACCGUCCGGUCCCCCUUGUCCUGCUAGACAUAGAGCCACUUCAUUUGGAAACUGUGCAUCCUACAGUCGACAUGCUUCAGCAGGUCGCGUCGAUUCUGCUUUCCCCCGGCUUCACAAAAUACACUCAAUCUUUCGCAGAAGACGGCCGCGAAUAUAUCGAAACCGAGUUUGCUGUCCGUAGUGGUCGCGUGCUCACUCCUCAGCUUGUGUUCAGCGGGAUCCAGCUUCUGCCGGUUGAGCGUGUGAAGUGCAAUAUAGGAAGCGGGGAAACAUUCGUAAUAUCGGGCGGCCUUGGCGGGCUCGGUCUCACUGUAGCCCACUGGCUUGCGGAUAACGGCGCCAAUGCAUUGAUUUUGCUCUCCAGGACGGGAACGCCGCCACGUGAUGGAGCCACGGCGAAACUUUGGCAGCAGCUCAUAGAGAAGCAUAGCGGUACACAAAUCAUCGUCCAAAGAUGCGACGUUGCUCGCGUAUCUGAUGUCAAGAAUCUGUUCGAUGGCAUUGCGCGGGGAUGCCUUGUUUGUCACGUCACCAGCAAGGUAUGCUUUGUAGGCCCGUUAAGUGGCAUCUUCCAUAGUGCAGGUGUACUGGUAGACAGGCCACUAGCUCAACAAGACCGAAGCUCUUUGGAGCUAGUAUUCCGACCAAAGGUAGAAGGAGCAUGGAAUAUGCACAAUUGCCUCUCCGCGCUGGGGAUGGAAGAGCGAUUGAAGUACUUCGUAAUGUUUUCGUCGUCGGUUGGACUGCUAGGGAACGCCGGCCAGGCAAACUAUGCAGCCGCCAACUGCUGUCUUGAUGAAUUGGCAAGGUACCGGCGUUCGCGUGGUCUUGUUGCCCAUAGCAUUCAGUGGGGCCCAUGGGUGGAGCAAGGCAUGGCUACACAGCUGAAAGGGCGUUUUGCGAAGGCGGGAUUUGGGGGAAUUUCCAACCCACUGGGACUGCUGGCGCUCAGUGCAAUUUUGCAACAAAAUGUAGAAGUUGUUGUGGGAUGUCAACCGCUGUACUGGAGCCGCUUCUUGCAGCGUUAUAAAUUCGGCAUUCCAGUAGCCCUCCAACAGUUCGGAAUGCUUGAGUCAGGUGCAUCUAAGUCAUCUGCCGACACUUCAGGCCACAAAGGUGGAAGUUUUGUAGAGCCUGCGCACAAAGCAAGUAGGGUGCAGCAAAAGGAUAAGCGCGAGCGCAUCAAACAGGCCAUCAUGACGGCUGCGAAGUCUGUUUUGAAUGAUUCUACCGACUUAAGUGCAGACGCUCCUUUACAGGAGCUUGGAAUCGACUCUUUGGGGGCAAUUGAGUUCCGAGACUCAGUCCAAAGCGCACUGAAUGUAAGACUCAGCGCAACUGUUCUAUUUGACCAUCCAACUGUCGACGCGCUGACGAAGUUUCUUUUGCAAGAAGUAGGCGAGGAUAAAGACACUGAAAGCAAGCCCGCUGCACUUGUCGAGCCGUCGACACCUUUUGAAGCUGCAGCAGGCGUCGAAGUUGCAGUAGUGGGAAUGGCAUGCCGUUUUCCAGGGUCGGACAGUGACCCCAGUGGAUUUUGGAGGAUGCUUUUCCACGGUGUAGAUUGCAUAUCCAACAUUCCUGAAAACAGGUUUGACGUUGAUGGUUCAUACAAUCCAGACCCUGAUGCUCCCGGUAAGAUGUAUGUGCGCCAAGGAGGCUUCAUUGGAUAUAUGGAUCUUUUUGACAAUCAUUUUUUUCAUAUUUCCGAUGGAGAAGCAAGACAAAUGGAUCCUCGACAACGCGUUUCACUCGAAGUAGCAUUUGAAGCUGUUGUUGAUGCCGGGUUCGAUGGCUUGGAAGACUUGAAAGGUCUUCCUAUUGACGUCUUUGUUGGUUCAAUGAACCACGAGGACGUCUUCAAGGACCUCUCCUCCAUCACAGCGUUCACAGCGACAUCCAAUGCCGUAUCAAUAUUAGCAAACCGAAUAUCGUACUUCUACUCUCUGACAGGCCAAAGCGUGUCAGUUGAUACCGCUUGCUCAUCCUCCCUUGUUGCCCUUUGCCUCGCCCUACCAUCACUCCAUUCACAAGAAAGGACUGCACUAGUAGUUGGCGUUAACGCGCUUCUCUCAGCCGCUUAUUUUGUUCAGACAUGCAAAGCGCACAUGCUCAGCAUUGAUGGAAGAUGCAAAACCUUCGACGCCUCUGCCAACGGCUAUGUCCGCAGUGAGGGAUGUGGCGCAAUACUGGUGAAGGCUCUACCGCGUCACUCCACAGACCCACGGGCUGUCUACGCCUGGAUUCGGGGUGCUGCCAAUAACCACGUAGGCAGAAGCGCAAGUCUCACUGCGCCCAACGGCCCUGCUCAACAAGCAGUCAUUCGAGCAGCUCUUCACGAUGCCCAAGUAAAAUCGCCUGCAGAUGUGUCGGUGUUGGAGGCACAUGGUACUGGGACGUCUCUGGGAGAUCCUAUCGAAAUUGGAGCGAUCCGCGCAGUCUACUGCAAUGGCUUUGCAGACAGUCCCCCACUGAUAGUGGGCGCCUUGAAAUCGCUCAUGGGGCAUUCUGAAGGGGCCGCAGGCAUCGCGGGACUCAUCAAGCUAAUUCUGGUCCUGCAACACAGAAUGGCUACUCCAAAUCUGCAUCUAAACAUGCUAAACCCACACAUUGACGUGACUAGAAGCGACAAGUACAGAGGCCUCAUGUUUCCGAGCAAGUGUGUUCCCCUCGAUGGCCUGUUUGGGAUUCACGAGUCGCAGCCACUGCUGGGUGCGGUGAGUUCGUUCGGAUUUGGAGGUUCCAAUGCUCACGCAAUUGUUGAGGUGGCCCCCACGUUCAAGUCGACCUGGGCGGCAACUGGGGAGCCAGCCAACGCCACUUCGGGAAAACGCUGUGCCAGUACUGUGUGGCUAUUUACUGGACAAGGAUCGCAAUACCUGGAUAUGGCAUGUGCUUACUUCAACCAUAGUGCUGUAUUCAGAAACACAAUUUCCGAAUGCACCGCGUGUUUGAAGGAAAUGCACUGGUUCCCAGAAAGAGGCCCUCAAAGUGUUGAAGACAUGAUAUAUGGCGCAGGAGCGCAACCCGACAGGAAGGCAAUGGAGGAACUCUUAAGCCAAACGCAAUACUCACAAGUUGCUAUCGUCGCCGUUGAGCUAGGUUUGAGUCACGUGCUUCUGGACCGCGGGAUGAAGCCCGACGUUGUGAUUGGCCACAGCUUGGGUGAAUACGCGGCGGCCGCUGUUGCUGGCGUGAUGGGAUGGAAGGAUGCCUUGCGUCUUGUUGCAAGGCGCGCAUCGCUGCUGGCGGCCCAGCCCAGCAAUGACGGAAUCAUGGUAGCUUGCCGGCUGCCAGCUGACAAAGUCCAAACUGCCCUCUCCGGCGACCUUCAACACUUGCACGCAGUCGCCCUUGCAGGGGACAAUGCUCCACAAAGCGUGACGAUUGCAGGAGCGAGGGAUGAAGUGGACACGCUGCUUCGGCACCUUGGUGCUUCUGCUGCUGCCAGGCGCCUCCCAGUAUCCCACGCUUUCCACUCUCCGCUCAUGGCGGGUGCUGUUGCGGAGAUGGAAGCAAUUGUCAGCACAGUAAACCUACAGCCGGCGAGCAUACCCAUUGCUUCGACGGUUCGUGGGCGAAUGCUUGACCCAUCAGAGCCUCAAGAUCCACAUUAUUGGGGCGGGCAGCUUACGCUGCCUGUCAGGUUUAGGGAAGCUGUUAUGGCCGCGGUUGAGUCAUGCGGUUUGGAUCACAUUAUCUUUGUAGAGAUAGGGCCUCAGCGCACGCUUGUUAAUCUUGCGAGCCGAAUUCUCCUGAACCAAAAAUGUCUAGACACAAAAUACUUUGAGAUGUCAGGGCCUAACCAAUGCUUGGCGGACCAUUCUGAACUUGAAAUGCGCCUUCAGCAGAUAUGCAAUUCAGCCGUAACGCAUUCUGCGUGCUCCUGGAACCACAAGAGGUUCCCCUUUCCAUUUGAAUCGAUAAAAAGUAAAUACAAUCAAGCCAGUGCUGAUUCAGCCGUAGAGAAGGAGCUUCAAGCGUUCCAGGGGCCGCUCUGGAAAAUGACAUGGAGAGAUGGGAUUUCUCAGGAAUCAUGCAGCGCUCUUGCCCAGCGAGCAAGGAACUGGUUGUUUUGUGGCGUUCCAAAAGAAUAUCUUUCUGCCUUUCAAAGUCUUCUUGAAUCUUUAGGUAUCAAAGAAGCCAAGAUCGCAGAAGCCUUCAGCAUCCAACAAGUGUCCUCUCUUCCCCGUUUGUCCUCUGGACGCGUUGCAGAUGGAGUGAUAUUCGUGGGUGGCCUGUGGGGCUCUCAUUCAAGCACAUCAUGUCUUGAUGAUCUUAGGAACAUACUUCUUGCAUACAUCAAGUCGGCAGAAGAUGAUACAUUCCUUUGCCCUCCCUUAUGUGUGGUUACUAGGUGCAGCAACAGCGCUUUUGGAGUCCCCACUGAUAUCGACUCCAGCAAGCAUGGUACCGAUUUCCACAUAAGGCACGCGGGGCUACUGGGAAUGUGUCGCACUUGUCGGCUCGAAGUUCAAAGGUUCUGCAAGAAGCCAUUUACGAUGUUGUACGUAAACGUUGAAGAAGCAUCUGUAGAAUUUCUGGGAAAGGCUUGUGGCUGGAUUGGCGCACAGUUUGAGUUAUUGAGCCAUAGUUCCCCUGCUUUAGUUGAGGAAGAUGUCAUCAUCACAAGCACGAGUUAUAUGGUUCCCCGCCUAGUACAAGUCCCCACUAGCCAAGCACAAGACAGAGUACCACCUUCUGGAGCGAAAGCUUACCUGAUUACUGGCGGCACUGGAGGAUUGGGUCUAAGUGCUGCAGAGUGGCUACUGAAACAAGGAGCAGGCUUAGUUGUCCUCCUAUCGAGAACUGGGAAGCCUGCCGGUGCACUAUUGCAAACGGCAGCUUGGAGGGCUAUAGAGGAAGGAAUUCAUGCAAAACGGGUUGAAAUUAUGCCUUGCGAUGUGUCAAAUUUUCAAGCUGUCAACGACAUCCUCUCUAAAGUUCACCAAAACUUCCCCAUUGGAGGAAUAUUUCACUGUGCUGGCAUUGAGGGCGAGGCUAACCUCCAAGAUUCGAAUCUGCAAAGCAUCGAAUACGUGUACCAACCCAAAGUGAGUGGAGCGUGGAACCUGCACCUUGCUUGCCAGCAGUUGAACUUGGAAGCUAGCCUUGACAUGUUCGUUCUUUUUUCCUCUAUAUCAGCCCUGCCCGGAAAUGACGCUCUGGCGACUUAUGCUGCUGCCAAUGCAUUUUUGGAUUCGAUGGCAUGUUGGCGCAAGUCCCAAGGGCUCCAGGCUCAAAGCAUUCAGUGGGGCCCCUGGAAUGAUGUUGGCAUGGUCACAAGAAACAAGAGGCUUGAGCGGGUAUUCGAGUCACGUGGAAUUAAGCCAUUCGUGCCUGUAGAUGGUGUAAAGGUCAUGGAACUGGCUCUGCGGAUGAAAGAACCAUGUGUAUGCGCCUUGAAUGUAAAUUGGAAGAAAUAUUUACGAGCAUUUGGCCAGUCGGUCCCACAAGCGUUCAUAGAAGCGGGGUUGGAGAAGCUGGGUCCUUCUUCAGGCCACGAAAUAGAUGCUCAUUCGAGGGAAUCCAUUGAGUCCACAGUUCUUGAAGCCGCAAAGGCAUUGGUUGGUGAAGAACGAAAUAUCAGCGCAGAGACACGCCUAGACGAGCUUGGGCUUGAUUCCUUGGGGUCUGUUGAACUUCGAAAUAUUAUUCAGGAAAAGCUCUCAAUGAGCUUACCAGCCUCUCUGCUUCUGGAGUAUGGAACUCUAGGUGAAGUUAUUGAGUACAUAUCAGAAUGCCUCCAUAGCCAGCUGUCCGCCAGUUCCAUAAGUCGCCCAUCAGCUGCAAGGCCGCUUCCCUCAGCGGAACUAGAAGGGUUUGCUGUAAUCGGCAUGGGCUGUCGGCUCCCAGGAAAGAGCAAUUCACCUGAAGAGUUCUGGAGCAUGUUGGUCGCUGGGACGGACUGCGUGCAAGAUAUUCCGUGGCAACGGUUCAACAUUGAGCCUCUCUUUGAUCCAGAUCCUGAAGAAAACAAAUGCUAUGUAAGGGAGGCUGCCUUGCUGGAUAACGCUCACCUGUUUGACAAUGAGUUUUUCCGAAUGAGUGAAAGCCAAGCGAGAAAUAUUGAUCCUCAACAGCGCGUAUUACUGGAAGUGGCUUAUGAGACAUUUGUCGACGCAGAAUAUCGGCAAGAAGACGUCAAGGGCCAAGACAUUGGAGUCUUUUGUGCAACUUACACAAAUGAAUAUCAACUGUCUAGUUUAACCAAGGGGGAAAAUGGUAUUCUUGCAAUCGGGGAAGGCUCAGACGGUGGCGUGCCCCGGUUGGGUGAAGCUUCCGGCUACCCUGAGCCUGGUGGACUGAUGUGCCUAAUUCCCAAUAGAAUAUCGUACUCUCUUGGCCUAAUUGGGCCCAGCUUGGGAGUUGACACUGCAUGCGCAUCCGGUCUUGUGGCCUUGGACACGGCAAUUAUGAAGCUGAGACUCUCAGCGUGCUCAAAAGCGUUCGUUGGUGCGGUGAGCCUGAUCCUGGUUCCUUGCUUUUUCCUAGGUGGCAGUAAGACGCGUCAAUUUUCGAAGUCUGGGAGGUGCCGCACAUUUGAUGCUGCAGCAGAUGGGCUUGUACGUGGUGAAGGGGCUGCUGGUAUUCUCCUUGCACCGUUAGAGACUGCAAGGCGUGAGUCAAAGUUCGUGCAUGCUGUUGUGCGAGGCUCAGCAGUAUCGCACUAUGGACAAGGUGCGCGUCUGACAGCUCCAAAUAGUAGAGCCCUUACACGGGUUCUUAAGUUGGCGCUGGAGGAUGGCAAAGUAGAUCAGUCCAUGGUCAGGUGCUACGAGGCACACGGCACGGCUACCGUUCUCGGGGACAUUAUAGAGAUGAAUGCGCUUAAACAAGUGUUUGAGGACAGACCAAAAGACGCUCCGCUUAUCGUAGGCAGCGCCCACAACAAUAUCGGGCACCUAGAUUCUGCCGCAGCUCUAGUUGCGUUCAUGAAAACCGUACUUACGUUGAAGCAUCGCUAUGUCCCACCGAACAUCCAAUUCAAGAAGAUGCAUCCAGAUAUUGGCGCUUUCGACAGAACCAGUAUAAUUUACACUCGUGAAGGCCAAACUAUUCACACUUCCGAUAACCAAACACGGAUUUUCGGAGCAAAUCUUGCCUACGGUCUAGGUGGCACAGUGGUCGCGUCGAUCACAGAAGAGGGUGACGAUCCUACAAUGGCACCAAAGGUUACGCGGCAUGUGUGGAAGCACAAUUCGUUUCCACUCGAUUCACAGAAGUUCGUCUUCUUACUGGGUGCAGCAGCACUGCUGGCCCAAGAUCGGAAGCAGACUCCUCGGGAUGAUGUUGCGUACCUGGUGGAUCACAUUUGCAAAGAUAUGCUUAACAGGCAUAAUUUAGUAUCAUUGAAGCCAUGCACACCUCCUAGUAUUGUGUCCGAGAUUUUUUUGACAGGAGCUACGGGCCUUACUGGAAGCCGAAUUUUGUUUGGCUUGCUAGAGCAGAGGAUAGAUUGCGGAAAGGAAGUCCAAAGUCGAUUUCCCCGCAUCUACUGUCUGGUUCAAGCUCGUGACCGAAUGCAUGCGAUGUAUCGUAUCGUCGAUGCUGCUGUGGGGAGGGGCCAGAAAUGGAAAGCCCGCUUUUUUGAGCAAAUCGUGCCGGUUGUUGGAGACUUGAAAGCUCCCAGGAUGGGCCUGUCCUCGAAAACAUUUGAAACGCUGGCAACUAGAGUUGAGGCGGUGUAUCAUGCUGCAAGGGUUGUAGACUUUGCACAGCCGUAUGAGAAGAUCCGAAAAGCCAAUGUCCUUUCGCUCCUGCCCCUAAUAGAGUUAUGCACCACAGGAAUAGCUAAGCACUUCCACGUUUUAUCAGACUUCGCGGCUCACAUUCAGUACUUUGGAGCAUUCGCUGGGGACCUAAACGUGUCUUUACCAGAGCAACUUUCCGUGCCUGACGAGCUGGUAUGCAGAAUGGAAAACCAAAUGCCAGCGAGCAUUAUCGGUUAUCCGUGGGCAAGAUGGGCUGUAGAGGAGGUGCUUUUGAAGUGUCAACAACGGCUGGACGAGCUAAAGAAGUCUGCAACAGGAAGUUCUCACGACAUCGAGAACAAGUUCGCCUUCACAGUGUACAGAAUACCAAACUCAGCAGUGUACUUCAACAAUGGCAGAAUCGAGUUCUCAAAUUCUUUCUUUGCAAUUGUAAUGGCUGCAUUGCAAGAAGGUAUCGUUCCUCCAGGCGUUUUGCCAGUAGGGCCCCCGUUCUUAACUACUCCCAUUGAUAUAUCAGCAGACAUUUUAGUUAACAUUUCAAGGUGUCCUGAACGCCCCACCGUCAUCCACAUCGUCAACCCCACUGGAGUUCGACGGUCAGCGAUUAUUGAAGCACUACAGAGCCUUGGUAUUCCAUUCCGGGAGUCAUGCGAGGACGAACUUUUUCGGGGAAUCGAAAAGAAUCAGAACGGCUCUUGUGCUUACUCGCUGCUCCCUAUAAUGCGCUUCUGGAGACGCUACUGGUUUUCUGAAGACCUGGAUAGGGAGGCCUUUCCAAUUGAAAUUGCAAACGUGGAAGCCUGCCUUCCCCAUGCUUUGAAACGAUUCCCGAGCGCCAGGGAAAUUUGGACAAGGAUGCUAGCCUACUGCUUGGCGAAUUACCAUCUCGUUAGGGAUCCCUACGACACCAUCUUGCCUAAUGAAUUCCUUCGUAUUGUUGGAGCCUCCAUUCUUUCCACAGCGUCAUUUAAACAACUUUCUAGUCGCACUCAGGAGAUGCUAGAGUCUGCACUCCAUGGCAAAGGGGAUGAUGAAAUUGAGCAUGCGCUAGAUUGGGAGAAAGCGCAGUUCUUAUCCGGCUCAUCUUUUAAAUAUCUUCCUAUAUCGGAAUGA
Molecule: messenger RNA, 14409 nt
Organism: Eimeria tenella
Lineage: Eukaryota; Apicomplexa; Conoidasida; Eucoccidiorida; Eimeriidae
Exons: 6
Coding region: 1-14409 (4802 amino acids)
Biological process (GO): fatty acid biosynthetic process
Molecular function (GO): phosphopantetheine binding; fatty acid synthase activity; 3-oxoacyl-[acyl-carrier-protein] synthase activity
Source: RefSeq, a predicted model, not a curated record